AGCAGAUGUGAUUCUGUCCAUCUAAGCAUUAUAGUUGGCUGCAGGCAUAGAUAACACUGCAAUUUCCUAUAUACAACAGGAAAAUUUAUGAUGAGUCUACAAAUUAAGAAAGCUGAGGCAAACAAGGAAAAGUCCACCAAUGAACUGGGUUUGAAGCAAUCUAGAAAAGAUUUCUAAGAAAUUAUAUGAUGGGUUUUACUGGGGUUUUAGGGGGAGUAGAGGUUUUUUUUUUUUGGUUGAUUGAUCUUUUAGUCAUUUUUGUGACCAUUCUUGUUAAUGUCUGUAACUUACUGGAACAUGUUUUCUUUUUGUGUGUCCAUCAGCAACUUUGAAUCCUCAUUGAUGUAUGAAGUUUCCGAGCAACAGUGCAGUGGCACUGAAAGUUCAGGAAGCAGUUUGGGGAGCUCAGUCACAGCCUGUAAAAAGGUCCUUUGCAGUAAUAGUCUAUUGGAAUCAACAGACUACUGGCUUCAGAACCAGAGGACCCCGUGCCAAAUCGGAUUUGUGGAAGACAAGUCCGAAAAUUGUGCAUCCGUUUGCUUUGUGAACUUAGAUGUCACCAAAGAAGAUUGCAGUAAUGAGCACCUACGACAGAAGUUGAUCAAUGUGUCACCAGAUCUCCCAAAGCUUAUCAAUUCUAUGAAUGUCCAACAACCAAAGGAAAAUGAAAUUGUCCUUCUGAGUGGAUUAUCUUCAGGAAAUCUCCAUACUGACUUUGAAGUUUCUAAGUAUCCUUGGCUGCCAGACAUAUGUUUGGUUCAGUGUGCAAGGGGGAACAGACAAAACAGUACCAAUUGUAUCAUCUUUGAAAUCAACAAAUUUCUGAUUGGUCUUGAGCUGGUACAGGAGAGGCAACUACAUCUGGAAACCAAUGUUUUCAAGCUGGAAGAUGACACCAACUGCUCUGUGUCAUCAAUAGAAGAGGACUUCCUCACAGCAUCAGAGCACUUAGAGGAUGAAAGUGAGGUGGAUGAAUACAAAAAUGGUUACGAAAAUGCAAAUAUCUCAGUCAAUGUUUCAGAAAGUAAAAAGUCCAAAGUUGCUACACAAGGGGAUCUGAAUUGUAAAAAGGGCAAAUUACGUUAUGCUUUUGAAGAAAAUUAUAUUUGCAAAGAUAAUGCCAUUUCACAUAAAUCUCCAAGGUAUCUGGAAGGAACAUUGAGGAAAGCAGCAGAAAUUAUUUUGCCAAGUACAGACCAAUUGACUCAGCAACUGAAACAGAAAGGUGACAUUUCUGGGGAAGAGGGACCAGUCACUAGCAAUUUUGUAGAAAACUCUAAAGGUUCAGUGGAAAGUUUUCAUGCCUUGCAGGCUCUGGAUAAGAGACAUUUGGAUAGAAUGGUUAAGGAAGAACUAAUAUCUGUAUGUGAUACCAUCUUAAAACAAAAUGGAAGCCCAGAUCCUGAAGAGAAUCUGAAGAAAAAAGAACAAUCUCAUCCUCAUGUACAAGAUGAAGGCAAAACAACUGGCGAAUAUGCAACAAACCUGGCAGAAUCUGUCCUGCAAGAUGCAUUUAUUAGGCUGUCCCAGUCUCAACCAACAUGUCCUAUGAAAGCUGUGGCAAAUAUCUCUACUGAAAAGGCUUUGGUUUCAGAAAGCUGCACUGCAGAAGAUCUAGAGCUUCCCAGGUCAUGGCAGGAACUUCCAAAAAUAGUCAUUGUUCAGAGUCCAGACAGUGGUGAAGCUGUAUCUGAAUGGCCUGGGACCAAUUCUCCAAAUCUCAACCACUGGACACAAUCUGAUCCCUCAGCUGAAAUUUCAGGUGACCUUCAGGAAGAGAAGUUCACCAAACCUCCCCAAAGUGCUCUAGAAGUAGCUCUAGCUUGUGCUGCUACUGUCAUUGGAACUAUUUCCAGUCCUCAGGCCACUGAAAGAUUCAGAUUAGAGCAAGAAACCACAGUGUCUAAUGGUCAAAUGCUAGGGAAUGAAGAGCUUCAAAGACAAGCCUCCCAAGUACUUCAGGACACCACAAGCAUGGAAUAUUCAUUUCCAUCAGCAUUGUGUGGGAUGACACAGGUGGCCAGUGCCGUUGCUGUCUGUGGCCUUGGAGAAACACAAGAAGAUAAAUAUCCUGUGGCAUCAAGUGGCCUCUUGUCUGCAGCAGAAGCCUCAGCAGCUGUCACCCUCCAUGAUAGCAUAGCCAUGGGCAGUAACAUGGAGACCUUGAAUAAAAGCAUUGCAGAAGCCCUUCUCAAGGAAGUGUCCAUGGUUCUGACCAAGCCUAAUGCCUACAGCAGCACUGGAAACUUCAUGGAGUCAAUGAACAGAAGGAUUAUUGAAACCGUGGCCAGGCCUCAAAUCUCUUGCUCAGACAAAAUCCUUGAGGAUAAACUAGCAGAGGAUUUAUCCAAUGUUAUCCUGAAACACUCACUUGAAGAAGCUAACCGAAAAAAGAAAAUGAUUGACCCUGAGGCCCCUGGGGAUCCGGACAAGGAUACCCAGGACAUCCUUGUGGAGACUGUAAAUGAGCUGCUUUUCAAUGCGAUAUAUUUCACUUUUAAGAAGAUGAGCAACAUCACACAGCUCAGUGAGCAUCCCCCCAUCUUUUCUAAGGAGAACAACAGAUGGAGAGGAACAGAAAUAGACCAUCAACUAACAGAGACAGCAGCUAGUCAAACAGCCCCAAGAGCUCCUGACUACUCUAACAGCAGCACAAUUAAUAAUCCAUACAAUGCCGGUGCUGUCAAAGAGCUUGUAGAUGUCACAUAUCCAAAGAUGGAUAAUAAUAGCAGAAGAAUGCCAAACAUUUCUGAAAGCCCCAUGCGUCAAUCAGAAUUGCCUUUUAAUAACAAUGUCCAUAAUUCGUUGGCUGCAAAAACAUCUCCUAAGAAAAGAUAUCCAAAACAAAUCACUGGAGAUUAUUCUAAUCAGAGGCUCAGUCACAAUAGGAAUGGACUCAGAUCCCUUUCAGAUCCGUUACCAGGCAGUGGGAUGCAAGAAUUGAUGUGUGCUGAAUCCACCAUCAACCCAGACACCCGAGAAAGAGGCAAGCAUGACAGUCUCCUCAGUAGUGAAGCUCAAGCUAAUCUGAUUCCACUGGCGAGCAACAAUUUGCUCCCAUCCCAGCCUAUGCUACAAGUUAAACAUUCAACAGAUAACUACUGUGUGAUAGACUUUGCUGAAGAAUUAGCAGAAACUGUUGUCUCCAUGGCAACAGAAAUAGCUGCAAUCUGCCUGGACAAUUCCAAUGGAAAGCAACCCUGGUUUUGUGCCUGGAAAAGGGGAAAUGAAUAUCUGAUGGCACCAAGCUUGUCCUGCCGAAACCUGAAAAGAAAGAAGGAAACCCAGGCCAGUGGAUCCAUUGUAAGGAAGCAUAAGCCCCCUCGACUGAGUGAGAUAAAAAGGAAAACUGAUGAGCACCCUGAACUCAAAGAGAGGCUAAUGAACAGGGUCGUGGAUGAGUCUGUAAAUCUCGAUGAUGUCCCAGACUCCGUCAACAUCUUUGCGAAUGAAGUAGCUGCCAAAAUUAUGAACCUGACAGAGUUUUCCAUGGUAGAUGGAAUCUGGCAAGCUCAGAAUCAUCCUCGAAACAGGUUACUAGGGGAAAGGUUGAAUCGUGUGAAAGCAUCUAGCUGCGAAAGCAUCCCAGAAGAGGAUUCGGAUUCCCGAGGAUUUGUAAACAGCCUGGGUUUAAUGAAUACCUUGAGUCAGCCAGUUAGCAGAGCCAGCUCUGUCUCCAAACAGUCCAGCUGUGAGAGCAUUACAGAUGAGUUCUCCAGGUUCAUGGUGAAUCAAAUGGAAAAUGAAGGGAGGGGAUUCGAUUUACUGCUGGAUUACUAUGCUGGCAGGAAUGCGAGUACCAUCCUGACCUCAGCACUUCAGCAGGUGUCACGAAAGAAUGGCCACCUUAGCGUGAAGCCCAGCUGUCCCUCGAAGCAAUCCAGCACAGAAAGCAUAACUGAAGAGUUCUAUAGGUACAUGCUAAGGGACCUCGACAGAGAGAGCAAAGAUAGCAUAUCCUCCAAUAGAAGCAGCCGAGACUGGGGCACCAGUUUGCUCCCACCUUCUCCACGGUCCCCAUUGUGCUACAGACAGUUCUCUGUGCCAGAGAACAAGUCCUCUUGUGCCAAGCUAACAGUGAGUGCUCCAGUCAAGGCAAACUCUCUGGAUGGCUUUGCUCAGAAUGUCCAGCAAGACUUCUUAAGUGUUCAACCAGUCAGCAACGUGUCUUCAUCAGGCCUUUGCAAGUCGGACUCUUGUUUAUAUCAGAGAGGAAGGACAGACCAGAUCACAAGCAUGUUAAUUCAUGAGACGUGGACAAACUCAAUUCAAGCCCUUAUGCAAAAAAAUAAAAUUAUAGCAGAUGAGACAGAAGGGACAGAUGCUGAUCCUGUUUCUAGGAGUUCUUCCUGUCACAUAAAAGGGUAUGGUAGCAGAUUAGGUGCAAGCACUGAGGAGAAUGGAAACAUUCUGCUCGUGGUUCGUCAGGAUCCUUCUGCUUGCACAAAUAAAGACUCAGUAACAGAAAACAGACACCUUCCCACUCUAGCUCCAGACCAAGCAGCUCCUCCCUCAGAACAAACACACAUAGACUUUAAAAAAGAGCAUUUCUCCAGCCAUGAUUCGGGACUAGGGAGUCACACAGAUACAUCCCUUUGUUUGAGGGAAGUACCUUUGAUUCAGAUUGAAAGUGAUCAAAGGGAUGAUCUCAUUGAAGAAUCAGAAGCCAUUCUUUCCCAAAAUAUCGGCACCGGGGAAGCAAAAGACGACAACAUGAACAAAGAAAAAGACCCUGAAAUGGACAGUGGCAGAAACACAGCUGCAAGCUCCAUCACAAACAACAGUGCUGACCUUAAUACUGAAAAUGCUCCUGACCUUGAAAUGCCAGUGGAAGUCCGAGCCCCCGAGGAGUCCCUGAACCCUCACAGCAGCAGUGAUGAGAGCACAGGCAGCUGGUCACAGCUGGUCAAUGACGAGUAUAACCCUGAUGACACAAGUAGCUAUUUGCAGCUCAGUGAGAGAUCCAUGAGCAAUGGCAACAGUAGUACCACUAGCAGUCUUGGCAUUAUGGAUCUGGAAAUUUAUCAGGAAAACAUGCCCUCUUCUCCCAUGAUUAAUGAACUAGUAGAAGAAAAGGAAUGCCUUAAAGAACCAUCAGAAAAGAUAGAAGAAUGUACUUCUAAACUGUCUAUGGGAACAGCCAGCUGCCAAAGGAACCUCUUGGUGAUAAACUUUGAUCUGGAACCUGAGUGUCCUGAUACAGAACUUCGUGCCACACUGCAAUGGAUAGCAGCCUCAGAACUUGGAAUUUCUACCAUCUACUUUAAGAAAUCUCAGGAAAACAGAAUUGAAAAGUUCCUGGAUGUUGUGCAGCUAGUUCAUCAGAAAGCCUGGAAAGUGGGUGACAUAUUUCAUGCAGUGGUCCAAUAUUGCAAGCUGCAUGAGGAGAGAAAGGAGCUGAAACCAAGCCUCUUUGAUUGGCUCCUGGAGUUGGGAUAAAGCAGCUGUCCCUAUAAAGUCUUUUCAUCUUUUAUUCUAGCUAAGUUACAGUGGUUUGUGCAAUGCUAUAAGUUUUUCCAUAAUAUUAGCAGAAUUGUUUAAAAAAUAUGUUCCUAAAGUUUGUUACACACAGAUAUACUCAAAAGAAUAAAGAAAUAAAAUUUAAAAGUUUUUAUUCAUCAUUAGAACCUGUGGGCGAGUUUUGAUAUAUUGUGCUUUAGAACAUACUGUAUCAAAAGGGAAUCUCUUCUAUAUAUAGAUGCAUAUAUAGAUGCAUAUAUCUAUAUGUAAGCUUGUGAAUAGGCUUGAACCAAAUGAAGAUUGCUGUGGCUACAUAUUUUUAUAAUAAAAUAUCAUGUGGAAUAUAUUUACAUGAGUCAACUGAAAAUUAAUAUUGGUCAAAAAAAUUCUGUAAACAAUGUUAUCAAUUUCAUGUAACCUUUAGAUGGUAGUUAUUCAAAAAAUAACCAAAUCACAGGAAUGAAUGCUUAAGAAAUGAUGGCAAAAAUCCUAGGUUCCAAUUAGCCUCAAAAGGCAGCUAGAUGCCAUAGUGGGUAGAGCAUUAGGCCUAGAAUCAGGAAGAUUCAUCUUCCUGAAUUCAAAUCUGGGCAAAUCACUUCAGACUGUUCGCCUCAGUUUCUUCACCUGGAAAAUGAAAUGACAGAAUCUUUGCCAAGAAAGCCCCAAAUGGAGUUACACAAAGUCAAAUAUGCCUGAAACAAAUGAAUAACAAAAUUAGGCCCAAAAUAUUCUCUUUCAGAUUUAUCUCAGUAGACCUGACCCAAAAUAUUUCCAAUGCUUACACCGAAAUACUUCUGUUUCUUUAGUGUAAUCUACUAACGAUUGCUGCCCUUCCUCUAAAGCAUUAUAAUUACAAAAUCAUAAUUUCUCUAAUUAUAAAAAUACUAAUCUUUCAGGGUAAAAUAUUGACUCCUCUAAAUAACUUGACAUUCUAAUUGAAUAAUCUGAAAAUGUUUUAAGGAACUCACCUCAGAGCUUCAUUUUAUUUUGACCUCUGAACUUAGUGACUCAUUUUGAAAUGAAUGAUUUGGGAAACUAUGCUAUAUCAUAUUGCUUCCAAAAUAUUUAUGUGACUGGAGUAACAUCAUAUGCUAACAAUGACAUGACCAAAUUAUAGCACACACUCAUUCAUUCAUCUGACUUUGCCAAAAAAAAAGACUAGCAAUGAAUUUGGGAUUAAAAAAAAAAUUCUUGUCAUCUUUAGAAAGUUUAGAAAACAGAUUUGCUAUCAUGGAAAGCAACAGUGAUGAUCUUCCCACAGUAGUGUUAUUAUACAACAAGACAGCUGUCUCUGCUCCAUCAAUAUAAAGCAAAAUAUUCCUUAUAUUUUAUGUUCAUGCUCAAAGUUUCUCAAAAAAAUUCUUAAAAUAUUCUCCUUUAUACUAAAUAUGUUUUGCAGAGUCUGAAAUUUCUGAAUUUGCUGAUAUUGAAAUUUAAAAUAAAGGAUGAAAAAAGAGGCCUAUAAUCAAAAUUAUCACCACAAGAUCUAUUUCUAUCCAAUCCCAUUUUGAAAUGGCCAAAAAAGAUUCCCUGUCUGCCAUUCUUUCUCCAAAGCAUCUUCUCCUUGGCUAAACAAGCAUUGAAGGCCCAUCCAAUGGUCCCCAAUGAUUUUUCAGGGGUCUUCAAACUUUUUAAAUAGGGGGCCAGUUCACUGUCCCUCAGACUGUUGGAGGGCCGGACUAUAGUAAAAACAAAAACUUUGUUUUGUGGGCCUUUAAAUAAAGAAACUUCAUAGCCCUGGGUGAGGGGGCCCAUGAGCCAUAGUUUGAGGACCCCUGAUUUAGAUCAUGGAAUUCACAUUAUGUCCAAAGUUCAACUCAAAAUUAAACCAAACAUAUUUUGUCCAAAUCAAAAGUAUUUUGUCAUGUGAAACACAAACAGUUGUUUUUAUUUUUCAGACUAACUCUUGAUAAUUGUAUGUAGCCUUUAUUGUGAUAGAAUAAAUGUUUACUUAUCUUACAAAGCACAAAUUACAUGACUGGACUGUAAAAGUGUGAUGCUGUUAAAUAUGUUGUACUUAAUGUUGCAAAUUAAUCAGAAAUAAAUUUAAGUUACAGAA
Molecule: messenger RNA, 7519 nt
Organism: Antechinus flavipes (yellow-footed antechinus)
Lineage: Eukaryota; Metazoa; Chordata; Mammalia; Dasyuromorphia; Dasyuridae
Gene: SPHKAP
Product: SPHK1 interactor, AKAP domain containing
Exons: 11
Coding region: 277-5439 (1720 amino acids)
Cellular component (GO): cytoplasm
Molecular function (GO): protein kinase A binding
Source: RefSeq, a predicted model, not a curated record